AUGUAUAAAGAAAAUGAAGAUUUGGAUGAGAUGAAAUCGAUUACCCCGAUACAUGUAAAGUCGGAGAACGAAUUAUCAGUAGAAAUGUUUUCUUUCAACUUCUCAAUAGAAUUUAUUGAACAAGAAUGCACAAAAAUUCACAAUCAUUUUAUUAACGGACAAUUUGAUAGCAUAUCACAGAUAUUAUCCGAACUAAUAGAAAUAUUUGAUUCAUCAGAAUCAAAAUUUAAGCAUUUAAAGAUUGAUUUUUCAGAAAUAAAUCAAAUUUAUCUUCAAUUUCAAAUUCCGGUAGUACUUGAACAAUUGUUAGUGACAACAUAUCAACCAAUAGCAAUAAAGUUCAUCAGUAGUUCAUUAAAUAUGUCACUUAGCACAUUAGAAAGCUUACAUAUUUUAUUCUCAAAGUUAUGGGAUAUAUUUAUCGAAUGCGAAGAUGAAGAUCUAACAAUACUAUGCAUAGACAUUAUAACCAAAUCAAUAAAUAGUGAAUUUCCAAUUGAUAAUUUUCCUUUAGAAGAUUUUUGUGCAAAAAUAUCAGAUACACCACAAAUAUCACAUAGAAUUCUAGAUUUUUACUUAAAACUUACUCAAACAUUCCCUAACAAUCUCAAAUUAGCGGAUUUUGUUUUACCAAGUAUUAUGGACGUAAAAGAUUAUCUUUCAACACCAGCAACAUUCGAGAUUCUCCAUAUAAUAUACAAAAAUUUUGAAAAUCUUAGACAAAUUCUUAGAAAUGCGUAUUUUCUUCCAAUCUUUCAAGUUAUUGAUCAGCGACAGCCUUUAGCAUAUAAUGCUUUUCAUUUUAUGGCUUCUGUUAUUGAUCAAACCACUCACGAAGAAAUCUCAGAAAGUAUCAGAUUAGAUGACAUUUUGGGGUUAACAAAUGACUCAGAUGAGGCAACUAUUGAAGUCCUUGACUUUCUGAUUACAUGGUUUGAUGAUUAUCUUAAUGAAAUAGGAGAAUCUGAAGAAUUAGAGUGUAUUCUCAGAGGAACUAUCGAUUCGUCCUCAAUACCACUUGUAAUGUCUGGUAUUAAGCUAUUACUAAUGAGGUCCACGCUUACUCAUACAAGUUUUUGGAUUUUUACAGAUUUAUGUACUAAUAUUUCAAAAAUGAUGGAUAUUGAUUCUGCUGAGUUCCAAAAUAACUUUUUGGGACUAUUUGAUAUAUCAUUAGAUUCAGUUAAUAACGAAAAUAUUCAAUUUGUAAGAGAAUGCGUUAAUUUUGACGAAGUCAUGGAACAAUUUGAGGAAUCAGACCAAAUAUUUUCAGAAAAUCAAGAAUUGUAUUCUGUUAUCCUAGAAAAUAUGACAAAAUUUAUAAAUGAAGCAAUUCACAUAUAA
Molecule: messenger RNA, 1344 nt
Organism: Trichomonas vaginalis G3
Lineage: Eukaryota; Parabasalia; Trichomonadida; Trichomonadidae
Exons: 1
Coding region: 1-1344 (447 amino acids)
Source: RefSeq, a predicted model, not a curated record